Messenger RNA from Populus nigra (black poplar), 2867 nucleotides. Its product is annotated as probably inactive leucine-rich repeat receptor-like protein kinase IMK2. The record is from RefSeq and is a predicted model, not a curated record. Gene Ontology annotation, molecular function: protein binding; ATP binding; protein kinase activity. Gene Ontology annotation, biological process: protein phosphorylation. The coding region runs from base 224 to 2689 and encodes 821 amino acids. NCBI's taxonomy places the organism in Eukaryota, Viridiplantae, Streptophyta, Magnoliopsida, Malpighiales, Salicaceae. The transcript is spliced from 2 exons.
AUACAAUACGAGGAAAACUAGCCGUUAGAAGCAGGAGAAACUAACGCCAAAACAGUGAAGGACCUUAACUCUGCCUGCUUUUGUAUCUCCCUUAUCUCCUCCCUCACAUUGCUCCCUAACAGACCAAACUUUCCCCUCAUUGUUCAGGAGAGGAGAGCACGGACAUUCUUAGAAACUCUCUUCAGUUCUUUCAACUUUUUUUUUUUGUUUCUUGAACUUGUUCAUGGAAAAUACUUGUCACUUCCGCGACAAGUACUUCUUUUACACACACUUGUGCUUGUUUCUACUGGUUUUUUUGCCCCAAUUUGCUUCAAGCCAAAAAUGGGAUGGUGUAAUGGUCACCCGAGCAGAUUAUCAAGCUCUUCGAGCUAUAAGGAAUGAACUAAUCGACUUCAAAGGGUUUUUACGAAGCUGGAAUGGUAGUGGAUAUGGAGCUUGCUCUGGUCGGUGGGCAGGAAUCAAAUGUGUCAAAGGACAAGUUAUUGCUAUCCAGCUUCCUUGGAAAGGACUAGGUGGCAGAAUCUCUGAGAAGAUUGGCCAGCUUCAAGCACUCAGAAAGAUUAGUUUGCAUGAUAAUGUACUUGGUGGUACUGUCCCUAGGUCUCUUGGUUUGCUUCACAAUCUUAGAGGGGUUUACCUCUUCAACAACCGACUUUCGGGUUCUAUCCCUCCUUCCAUUGGUAACUGUCCUGUUCUCCAGACUCUUGAUGUAAGUAACAAUUCUCUCACUGGCACAAUUCCUCCUAGUCUUGCGAAUUCUACAAGGUUAUAUAGACUUAAUCUGAGCUUUAAUUCAUUAAUGGGGUCGAUCCCAGUUAGUCUUACUCAGUCCCCUUCUCUCAUCGUUCUUGCUCUCCAACACAACCACCUCUCUGGGUCAAUCCCGGAUACUUGGGGGAGAGAAGGAAACUAUUCUUAUCACCUUCAGUUCUUGAUCCUUGAUCAUAACCUCAUUUCUGGAACUAUUCCUGUUAGUCUUAACAAGUUGGCUUUACUUCAAGAGAUUUCUCUUAGUCAUAAUCAGCUUUCCGGGGCCAUACCCAAUGAAAUGGGGAGUCUCUCAAGGCUUCAAAAGCUUGAUUUUUCGAACAAUGCUUUCAAUGGAAGCAUUCCAUCUAGCUUCUCCAAUCUUACCUCUUUAGCCUCACUGAAUCUAGAGGGAAACCGUCUCGACAAUCAGAUCCCAGAUGGUUUUGAUAGAUUACACAACCUCACAGUUCUAAACCUGAAAAAUAAUCAGUUCAUAGGCCCCAUCCCAGCUUCUAUUGGAAACAUUUCCAGUAUCAAUCAGCUUGAUUUAGCCCAAAAUAAUUUUAGUGGAGAAAUUCCAGCUUCUCUUGUUCGCCUAGCCACUCUCACUUACUUCAAUGUUUCUUAUAACAAUCUUUCUGGUUCUGUUCCCUCAUCCCUUGCUAAGAAGUUCAAUUCAAGCUCUUUUGUGGGAAAUCUUCAGCUAUGUGGCUACAGCAUUUCAACCCCAUGUCUUUCACCCCCACCUGUAGUUCUUCCAACUCCAACAAAAGAAGAACCAAAACGUCAUCGCCGAAAAUUUAGCACUAAAGACAUUAUUCUCAUAGCAGCUGGUGUCCUCUUAGUUGUGCUGCUUCUUCUCUGCUUCAUUCUGCUAUGUUGUUUGAUGAAGAAAAGGUCUGCUUCAAAAGGAAAGCAUGGUAAAACUAGUAUGCGGGGGCUCCCAGGGAAAAGUGAGAAGACAGGUGCUGUGGCAGGUCCUGAAGUUGAAUCUGGAGGUGAAAUGGGUGGGAAAUUAGUCCACUUUGAUGGGCAAUUUGUGUUUACAGCAGAUGAUUUGUUGUGUGCAACUGCGGAGAUAAUGGGGAAGAGUAGUUAUGGAACAGCUUACAAGGCAACAUUAGAGGAUGGCAAACAAGUUGCAGUGAAAAGGUUGAGGGAGAAGACUACAAAGGGGCAGAUGGAGUUUGAAACAGAGGCUGCUGCUCUCGGUAAGAUUCGGCACCCGAAUCUCUUGGCACUGAGGGCCUAUUAUUUGGGUCCCAAAGGAGAGAAGCUUCUUGUUUUUGACUAUAUGCCCAUAGGGAGUCUUGCAUCCUACCUCCAUGCUCGUGGGCCUGAAAUCGCUGUCGAUUGGCCAACAAGGAUGAACAUAGCCAUUGGUGUUGCGCGUGGACUAAACCAUCUCCACACCCAGCAGGAGAUCAUUCAUGGGAAUCUCACAUCAAGCAACAUAUUACUCGACGAGCAAACUAAUGCUCACAUUGCGGACUUUGGCCUCUCCAGGCUCAUGACUACUGCUGCCAACACCAACGUGAUUUCCACUGUUGGAACACUUGGCUAUCGUGCACCAGAGCUCUCAAAACUCAAGAAUGCCAACACAAAGACUGAUGUCUACAGCCUUGGAGUGAUCAUUUUGGAGCUUCUGACCGGGAAAUCACCAGGUGAACCAAUGAAUGGCAUGGAUUUGCCCCAAUGGGUUGCAUCCAUUGUGAAGGAGGAGUGGACUAAUGAAAUCUUUGAUUUAGAGCUCGUGAGGGAUUCACAAACUAUAGGUGAUGAGUUACUUAACACAUUGAAAUUAGCUCUGCAUUGUGUUGAUCCCACACCAACUGCUCGUCCUGAAGCCGAAGAAGUUGUUCAGCAACUUGAGGAGAUUAAGCCAGAGCUAGCUGCUGCUCCUGCUGAUGAUGGAGGCAAAGUACCAACGACUGAGUAGAGAGUGUCGUAUAUUUUUUGUAUGUGCUAGAAAUAAUGUUUUGUUUCUUUUUUUUGGUUGGUUUACAAGGUUUAUCAUAGGAGGGUAGUUCUCAAAUUCUUUAACAGUUCUCAAAUUCUUUAAUUCUUAUAUUCUUGGUUACCAUAAGUAAAUACAAGUUAGUGAGUUCUGUUGGAAA